AUGGACAAGAUGCAUCCUGCUAGCACUCUCAUGAUUGGUCGAAGUUCAGAUGUACAAAAGGAUCCAUUUCGUCCAAAGGAAGAUGGCGAAAAGGUAUUGGGAGCUGAAAUUCCCUACUUAGUAUACCUGAAAGGAACCAUUGACAUGGGUUUAUUCUAUCCCUAUGAAGAAGUAAGAAAGACCGCUAGUGAAAAUGCAACUCCCUUCACUGAAACCCCAAAUAAUGUUUUGGUUGGUUUUGCUGAUGCUGGGUACCUCUCCGACCCACAUAAAGGUCGGUCACAAACUGGUUAUGUUUUCACCAUUGGAGACACACGAUAUCUUGGAGAUCGACCAAGCAGACUCUUGUGGCUAUCUCCACGAACCACUCUGAGAUCAUUGCCUUACACGAGGCAGUUCAUGAAGCAAGGGUACAUUAAGGGUGAUAAUAUGAAACAUAUAUCACCAAAGUUCUUUUACAAUCAGCAACAACAGUCUCUUCUGAAAAUUCAAGUCAGUCAAGUAAAAUCUGAUGAGAAUGCGACAGGCCUAUUUACUAAGUCAUUGCCUAGAUCGACUUUUGAAAAGCACGUCAAAAGUAUCGGACUAAGAAAAUUGUCUGAACUCCCUUGA
Molecule: messenger RNA, 612 nt
Organism: Papaver somniferum (opium poppy)
Lineage: Eukaryota; Viridiplantae; Streptophyta; Magnoliopsida; Ranunculales; Papaveraceae
Exons: 3
Coding region: 1-612 (203 amino acids)
Source: RefSeq, a predicted model, not a curated record